This is a messenger RNA of Xylaria bambusicola, 1785 nucleotides long. RefSeq lists its product as uncharacterized. The record is from RefSeq and is a predicted model, not a curated record. NCBI's taxonomy places the organism in Eukaryota, Fungi, Ascomycota, Sordariomycetes, Xylariales, Xylariaceae. The coding region runs from base 275 to 1558 and encodes 427 amino acids. The transcript is spliced from 2 exons.
GCAGUGAGUUGCUGCUGCCUGCAGCACGUUUCAGUCAAUAUCUGAAAGCUCUACUUCUUCUCCCUUCUGUUGUCCCCUUUCUCCUGCUUCUUCAUACUAGCAACGUCUUCUUCGAUCACUUUUAGGUCCACGCGGGCUCCUAUAUUAGGAUCUGGGGUUGCUGCUAGAUCGCAAUCUGCCUUGCUCCAGUUCUUUACAUCACUCUCACAGUUCAGAGGUACACGUCGAGUUCAAGUUCAUUCACCCAGAAAUCUGGAGAUUGCCGAAUUCCACGAUGCCUGUCACAACGAGACCCUCCCCUUCCGAGGUAGGAAAGAAUCGGGACCCAGAGAUCGCAAUCGAAGCAGAUGAUGAUACGACAGUUCUCGAGGCCGUUACUCGCCGCUGCCGUAGCUCUUACGAGGGAGACCCACGGCACCCGCCCGCCCCGAGAAUGCGGAUUAGAACAGACCCCUCUCCUUUUCGUGGACUGCCAAUUAUAGCGUCCUCCAUUGCUCCUGAGAAUUCGAUGAACUCGGAAUCUCCCAAGAACAGCGUAUCAAUCUACGACAAUGGAUUUGUUAACGGGCUUAUCCGCGCCUUCAACCAGGAUCUUCAUCUCAUCAUCCGACCUGAUGAUGUCUGGCAGGCCAUCCUCUCCCAAUUUAGCCUUUUCGUGAACGGGAAUGUCGAACGCCUAAGGCACCUUUUCGUCGCCCACAAAGGAAAAAAAGCGUUGGAAAUCGACAUUCGUCCCAUGAGUUUCUCCCGCAUCGACUUCGGCAUGCUGGCUAAGAUUUUUGCUGCAAUGAUUCAGCAUAACGUUGUUGAUCCUGAACUGCGUAAGUGGAUGAUACCGGAGUUUACCACUACAACACAGCACGACAAGACCGUGGCAGCGUUCUCCAUGAUGGGGACAAUGAAAGGAUACUUCAAAUACGAGCUAAGGGGUGGAUGUGGUCUGCCGAGCGUAACUCUACUGGGAUCUAGACACGAUUGGGAGAUGCUUGCAAGCCAAGUCAACAAGUUGUAUGAUUAUGGCGAAGAGUGUGCGCACUGGGCCAAUCUGCUACAACCGAUCAUGCGUUACAUGCUAAGGACUUUUGAUGAGCCAGAUUCACAGAAGGUCAAGGAUUUCUGGCUUCGUGUUGCAUACCAAGCGGGCAAGGAGGGCUCUGGUAUCGGCAUCCGCACACUAUCCGGUUGGAUCACAGCAUUCACGUAUUUUGAUGAGAAUGGAAAGGUUGCAAGGCAUUAUACAGAGGAGGACAUACAUAAAAUCGAUGAAAAGUCCGAUGCGAGGAUUCGCUCAUGGGGGGGAACAAACAUCCAAGAAUACGUGGGAUUGGAACGCAAACGGCUAACACUAGAUGGAGUGUCGUACCCACUAAUCCGCCCCGGACAGAUCCCAGGGGGUAUUAUUCUGUUCCCUAUGACGUUGACCGACGAGGAGACGAAUCAGAAAAGAUACGCCACGGUCGUAUCUGGUACUAUUGGCAUGUCUAUCUCCGAGCAUGGAACAACAGCCCAGCCAGUUUCGGCAUGGUGGGUUGUGCGGAAAUUCCAGGAGCCCAUGUAAUCUUUACCAGCCACAGAGGCUGAGAAUGGGAGUCUAUCACUGAGAGAAUCAUCCAACACCUAGUCGUGUUCCGUGGAUAUUAUAGAUGAUGAUGAAGAAGUGGAGCAAGUUAAUGAGAAUUAUGGUGACGAAACUCUUCCGUACAUGAAGCCUUCGAUAGUUGGGGUAGCAGUGCUGAGCAGGAUGAGUUGACUGUACACGGGAAGAGGCUAAACACGUUGAAAUGG